AGGGGGAGGGGAGGCACGAGUUCAGCCCGAGAUGACGGAAGGAAUCUCUUCCGAGAGGCCUGACGCGUCCGGAUCCCGUCUCCCGGGGCUGCAGGUCCCCCCAGCCUCUGGUGUGCCCACCAUGUCUGAGGAGCCUCUUAGGCCGUCCACCUCACCCCACACACCUUAUACCCCAACACCCCACAGCUGGGUGCUCGGGCGGGAAGUGAGAUCCUGGCUCGUCCUCUACGGCUUCGCCGUCACCCUUCUACUAAAGCCUUCACUGUAAACUUGCACAAAUUUUUAUUUCUUCCCCCUCUCAAGGAAUUGAAUUGCCUGGGUUAGAGUCUGGUGGAAUCGGUCCGCGUCCUCCAAGUUCCAAGGACUCCAUGUUACCCUGAAUGCAGAGGAAUGGGGGAUGCCACUGUCCACUUGGACUCAUAAGCUGUGUUUACCUUGGCCCCAGGGAAGGGAGUGUGUGGGCUCCUUGGACCACUAGCCUCAGAGGAUGGCAGCCAUCGAUCUCUGCCAUGGCUUUGUUUCCAGAGAGGCUGUCCACAUCUAUGAAGAGGAGUCAGUGGCAGAUGGGACAGUGGCUGACUGCCAGGAAAGCUAUUCCCAGGAGUGUGUGACCUUUGAUGAUGUGGCUGUGGAAUUCACCCCGGAAGAGUGGACUUUGCUGGACUCAGCUCAGAGAGCCCUGUACCGGGACGUGAUGUUGGAGAACUACAAGAACCUGGCGGCAUUGGGGUAUCAGUUCUUCAUGCCUCAUGUGAUCCUCUGGUUAACACAAGAAGCACUGGGACCCAUGGAAAGUGCAGGAAUUCAGGAAUUAGAAGAACAACCUAGAACCUGUGGAUCAGAGGCUCAGAAUUGUUUUAGGAUAUCAGCUUCCAGUGGGAUACAAAUGGCAAGCAGCUUCCCCAGAGUGGAUCUGGGUGACCCUCCGCUAUGUGCAGAAGGCUUAGGUGGACAGUUGUGCCUUAAUAGACCUGUGAGAAGGGAGAAUCAAGGGUUCGUGUCUGAGGGCAACUGGUGUGGAAAACAUACGCUUUCUUUGCUCAAGUCAACCCAUCCAAGACAGAACGAAUCUGAGUUUCAUCAGUGUGGAAAUCUCUUGGGCCUUUCCCAGAAUAGUAUAUACCAGAGAAGAGAGAAGAGUGAAAAACCCUUUGAGUGUACAGAUUGUGGUGACGCCUUUUUUAACCAGGCCUACCUUCCGCCAGAUACAAGGACUGAGGAUAGAGAUCUUCAUGAGUGGGAAAAAUAUGGGAAUAGAUUCCUUCACUCCAACUUGGCUGUGCGACUUCCUGUUCUCAGCAUGAGAAAACCCUACAAGUGCGAGGACUAUGGGAAGUAUUUCACCUGCCUUCAAAACCCCAUGGGACUCUGCCCAGGAGACAAAGUCUGUGAGUGCAAGCAGUGUUGGGGAGCACUCAGCAUCUCCACACACCUUUCCCAGUAUGUGAGCCUUCAUCCUCGUGCCCAUGAGAAAUCCACAACGUGUCAGGAAUGUGGGAAGUCCUUUGCUAAUUUCUCCCGCCUCUCUGCCCAUGUGAAAACCCACAGUGGAGAAAAACCCUUCGUGUGUAAGGAGUGUGGGAAAUCCUUUAAAAACAUCUCGUACCUCAACGAUCAUGUCCGGAUCCAUACAGGAGUCAAGUCAUACAAGUGUGUGGAGUGUGGGAAAGCGUUCUUGCGGUGGUCAGGCUUGACCGAGCAUGUCCGAGUUCACACUGGAGAGAAGCCCUACGAGUGUAAGGAGUGUGGCAAAGCAUUCUCACGAUCCACGCAGCUCACCGAGCACUUGCGGACGCACACUGGCAUCAAACCCUAUGAGUGCAAGGAGUGUGGGAAAGCCUUCACACAGUAUUCAGGCCUCGCCACCCAUGUCCGCAUCCACAGCGGAGAGAAGCCCUUCGCCUGCAAGGAGUGUGGCAAGGCCUUCACCAGGACUUCUGGCCUCAUCCACCACGUCAGGACCCACACCGGGGAGAAGCCAUUCGAAUGCACUCACUGUGGGAAAACCUUUAUCACCUCAUCCCACCGCACGAAGCAUCUGAAAAUCCACAGCGGGGAAAAGCCGUUCGUGUGCAAUAUCUGUGGGAAAGCAUUCAUCUACUCCACGUCGCUCAACAUCCACAUGCGCACGCACACGGGUGAAAAACCCUACAUCUGCAAGGAGUGCGGGAAAGCCUUUGCGGUGUACUCCCGCCUUCGGAAACACGCGAGGGUCCACACUGUCGAGAAGCCCUAUGAAUGUCAGGGCCUGGGGGUCGCCAUUUAGCCCACCUGCUGCCACCUUUCAAUGCCAACGGUGUCACCAAAGAGUAUCAGAUUAUUAUUAUUGCUAGUCCUGGGGCUUGAACUCCAGGCUUGG
Molecule: messenger RNA, 2359 nt
Organism: Perognathus longimembris pacificus (Pacific pocket mouse)
Lineage: Eukaryota; Metazoa; Chordata; Mammalia; Rodentia; Heteromyidae
Product: zinc finger protein 561-like
Exons: 7
Coding region: 488-2266 (592 amino acids)
Biological process (GO): regulation of transcription by RNA polymerase II; central nervous system development
Cellular component (GO): nucleus
Molecular function (GO): DNA-binding transcription factor activity, RNA polymerase II-specific; RNA polymerase II cis-regulatory region sequence-specific DNA binding
Source: RefSeq, a predicted model, not a curated record